Saccostrea cuccullata (small rock oyster) is the source of this 995-nucleotide messenger RNA. RefSeq lists its product as uncharacterized. Bases 9 to 962 code for a protein of 317 amino acids. The transcript is spliced from 5 exons. NCBI's taxonomy places the organism in Eukaryota, Metazoa, Mollusca, Bivalvia, Ostreida, Ostreidae. The record is from RefSeq and is a predicted model, not a curated record.
AUUUGACAAUGUCAUAUUGGAAUAAUAAUUUACUUUUAUUUUCAUACUUUUGUAUUUUGAUCCAUUUAGUCCAAAUUGAUGGUGAAACAUGUCCAGAUGAAUUCAUAUUGUACCACAACAUUUGUCUGACUUUACCGCAUGAGAAAAGUCUGGAUUGGCCUAACGCAGUGGGAAAAUGUCAAGAUAUUGGAGGAACGCUUCCUACAAUACACAGUGCUGGCAAACAGAAAAUUCUGGAAAGUUUCAUCUCUGAGCACUUUAACGUUACCAUCGAGAACAUUGAUCUACCUCCGGAAUACAAAUAUCAUUACUUAGACGACUUCUCCACGUUUAUAAGGAAAGAGAAACACAUUAAAUUUGAAGUCAUGGGAUGUAACGACGCACAUUUAAUCCUGUCAAAAAACAGAAAUGAUACUGUAGACUCCUAUGAAAUUGUCCUAGGAGGCUGGGGCGACACGCAAUCAGCCAUUCGGACACGCAAACAGGGAAACACAAUGGCAAAUGCUUUCCACAGUCCACUAUCUUGCAACACAUCCAGAUCGUUCUGGGUGAGCUGGGAUAAUGGAACAAUCAUGGCUGGAGAAGGUCAAGUCGUCGGUAAUGGCACAUUUAUGAAGUGGACAGACCCAAACCCACAUGGUGUUAACUUCAUAGGAAUUUCUUCUUGGAACACUGCAGAAACGCAUUGGAAAUUCAACAAAGAUUCCUAUAACGCCACAUUUUGGCUCAGUGGUACAGAUCUAGAACACAGCAGGGAAUGGGUAUGGUUUCCAGAGAAAGGCUUUAUAGAUUAUAAAAACUGGCUUCCAGAAGAGCCGAGGUACUUCCCCCCUCACCAACAUUGUAGUCACAUGUCACUCGAUAGUAACUUCCGGUGGGGAACAGACAACUGCAUGCUGGGAAGAAAUUUUAUUUGUGAAUUAGAUACAAGUUCUGAAUCAACAAACAUUCUAUUUGGUUAAAAGUAGAAAUAUUAUUGCAUAUGAUAUUUAUUA